AAUGGCGGCCAAGUUAAAGAAUAGUCUCGUCAAAACUCAGAAUAAUUUAUUGGAAUAUGAUAAAAUUCAACUGAGAGAUGUUAUUUGCUCUAUUUGUCAGUCGAUUCUCUUGGAACCUGUGACAUUACCGUGCUUUCAUAACUUUUGCCAGAGCUGCUUUAAAAGUAGCAUAGAAAACAAUGCAUUGUGUUGUCCCCUAUGUCGGUUGCGAAUAGGUUCAUGGCUAAGAACCACAACAAAACAAAAUAAAAUAAUUAAUAUUAAACUUUGGGACGUAAUUAAAACCAAAUUUGCGAAUGAAGUGAAUAUUAAAUUGCAAGGUGAAGAUUUAAACUUAAGUCAAGAACGAUCUACUGUAUGUCUUAGUGCACCUGGUGAAAUAAGAGCAGAGUAUGAGGCAGAACUUAAGAGACUGCAAGCAGAGCGCUUACAGCAGGAGCAGAAACAACUUGAAGAAACCACCAUUCUUAUAAAGAAGAUCCAGGAAGAAGAGGAUGAAACCCAUAAGAAUUAUCUAGGAAUUCUAAAGCAAGAUGAAAUAUUGGCCAAAAAAGUGCAAGGAGAAAAUAAUAAAGAAUAUAGUAAAAAAGUCGCCCCUGCUAAUAGACACCGUCAUACAUUGGCUCCUGCCAAACCCAGAUUAAAAACCGCAAAAAUAGAAGCAUUUUUAACUAAGACAUCUACAAGUUACAAAGUUAACCCACUGUUAAUUGAUGACAGCACUAAUAGCAGCAACAGUUCAGAUUUCGCACCAGCUAAAACCGAAACACGGGGAUCUCCUGAAAUGGUGCCCAGUUACAGCAAAUUUCUCAAAAAUAUCCUAGAUAAGAAAAUUAGAAAUAUUUCUGGAAUUUGGAAUAAAGAGAAUGGGGACAACAGUAAAACAAAGAAAACCGACUUACUACCUCACGCAAAUAACUCGUUAUCUACUGAUGAGAAAGUUCCGUAUAAAACAGUGAAUUCAACACAGUCCUUACCUGUGUCCUUGCCGUACACCGGGAUGCUACAACAUACAAUGAAUACGACGGAUAGACGCAGUGAUGCGGGGGGUAGUGGUAGUGUUGACUCUAUGAGGCAAGAGCUCUGUUAUUUUAAGCCAGUGCAAGGAACAACAGCGACAAGUUACAAUGCGAAGAGAGGGUUUCCGCUGCGUGUGCCCGUUAUUCGCCUGGAGAGACCAGAGACCGCCCUGGUGCACAAAGAAGCACCCACUCAAAUGCAGUAUGUUGAAGGCCUGUGUCUCCUGCGCAACCACUCCCUGGAGCAUAACUUGCCCUCGGCAUUUGUCAUAGCACUCACUAAGGGUCUUACAAAUCAGUUAGGAACGAAGGCAAAGGAAAGUACGACGAGAAAUUCCGUCCCUGAAGCAGUAACUGGAAGAAAUAUAGCAACAAAAAGUAAAAACUGCAUUCAAGUCGAUGGCAUCGCCAAACUGACCAAAGAAAUAAGUUUGCGACGCACAAGGUCUAUGGGAAGUAUUUCGAAAGCGGAAAAUGAAACAACACCUAAAAAGGCCAAAGCGAAAGCCAGACAAGUGGUUUCUGAAAGAAAACCCUACUUGAGAAGCGAAUCUAAGAAAAAUAGUGCUAAGAAAGAACUAAAUAGCCCACCAUUCAAUUCAGACUCUAUAAAUAACAAUAAAGUCAAUUUAGCUGUAAAGAAUUUGUCUAGUCCAUUGCAACAUUGCGAUGUUAAAAAAAUAUUUGAACAACAACUCAGGAUUGUGAAACAGAUGGAGCAGGAAAAGAAGGAUUUAGAUUUGGCUCGCAAAAUGGACGCGGAGCUGAACCGCCGCAUGCUGCGCCGCGCGCCCGCCGCCGCCGCCGCCGCCGACAAGCGCGCGCUGCCGCUGCAAUACGCGCUACGCCCGCCCAAGAAGCUUAAGGUUUAAUCUUCCAUCACAUCUAACUUACUAUCGUUCUCGCUUAUUAUUACGCAAACAUAACUAAUUACUUCAUUGUUUUUAUUCAGUUUUUUUUUAAAUACAGUUGACCCGAGUUAAACUUCAGAUUUUAACCAAAUGCCUAAAGGGAGUAUGUCGUAAACUUAUGUUACUAGACAAUUUUUCGCGAAGUUGAUUUAACUUGAAAACCUGCAUUUUUUUAAAUAACUAGAUAUACCAGUUAGAACUUAGAAGCUAAAGGCAACGGAAAACGAUGUAUGUUGAUUAUUUACUCGUACGCCGUCGAAAAUAAUUAUUUGGUUUAAAUCUGUCGAGUACCUCCAGAUCACAGUGUAUUUACACAGUGCAGUGUGCUACUUUUUCUCAUAUUAAAAUGUUUAGUAAUCAUUACAUUUCUAGUCUGUCCUGUGAACCUGGAAUGUGUACAAGUGCAGUCGCAGCUUAAAAUUGUGUAAAUGUAAAUCGCUCUGAAAAAAAGCCAUAAUCGACAAAAAUAAAGUACUGUACGGAGCACUAAAAGUCCAUACAUUUAUCGAAACUGCACACAAAAUUUCACGAGAAUCGGGUGAUAAAUACGAUGUGCAGAGGAGAACACCAUGGCCAUGGCAGUCAUACGAAAGAAUUUAUACCCAAACUGAAACGGAGACGCUUCACGCUCGUUCGGUCACAAAGUCGGUAUUACUCCAUAUCGUUUAGAAGGAAUUAAGAGUGUAAGUUUCUUACCAUAUUACCUUCAUCAUUAUAUCCUUAUCGUCAUUAUACCCUUAUUAAUAAAUUUCAAAUGCUUCUUUCAGUAAAAUGUGUUUGGUCCUUUUCCAACAAACACAAACGACAAGGACAAACGAAUUCAAUGUUAGUGAGCACUUAUGAAUACAUUUGUUACACCAAAGUUCACAGUACAGACUACAAUCUCUUGUGCCCCUUGUAGGCUUUAAAGUUUUUCGAUUGCAAAGCUUUUAAAAAGAAUUGUAGUUUCUCGUAAUAUACUUUAAUUCCUGUUUUCUUUAAAUGAUUACACAUUGUAUAGGUAAGGUCCUAUAUAUAUAUAUAUGUAUGUAUUUUAUAUCAGAUAACAUACUGCAUACAAUUUUCUACCGCUGCAGCAUCAGCGAAAAAAUAUAUUUUUCUAUUGCUUAUUAUUUUUAAGAGUUAUGUAACUGUUUAGAGCUGUGAAUCUUAGUUAAGUGUUAAUAUUUAGUAGCAUACAAUAGAAAGGAAAUACGCACAUAUUGAAUUGGGUAAAUGUCAAACGUUUUGAGCCGCCUAUUUUCUUUGGAUGUAUUUUUUAUAGACGUAAAGUGAUCAGAGAUGUCUAGCAAACAACCGGUAAAAUCAGCUGAAUGUAUAGAGUUAUGUAAGUUACGGAUAUCCACACAAAAGUGCGUCUGGAGGAAUUAAGUGGACGAAACGAUCCGAUGUUAACCUGAGUGUUUAUAAACUCACAAACAAUUGAAACGGAUAAUUUUUAUUUAAAAAAAAACAUAUAAAUGGCCUGUUUAAUUAGUCGUGAAUGCAGUUUAUCAAAUAACAAGGAAGCCGAUCGGCCAAGCGUGUGGCAAUACCUAGUGUUGGUUGAGACUCGACUCUUUUCAGUCCUCUACUUUAAGACUCGACUCAACUCGAAACUCCUUGUUAGAGACCCGAGUCUUUUGUAGAGAUUUGAGUCCUUUGCAGAGCUUACAUUUUUAAAAAUAAAACAUUCAAUAUGCAUUGUCUUCAUGUAAAAUUUAUGGGUUAGUUACCGUCAAACUAGCCAACUUUGCCUCCAGGGAUAUCUUUGCCCAAAAACACAUUUUAAAACAACUUCGUUUAUGUAGAUAAAUGUAUAACCGUUAGAUUAGAGUAACACUCUUAUUUUAGUAGAAAAUAGUUUAUAUUUGUGAAACAACUACAUAUCACACCACACAAUUCACACAUGUGCUUAACUUGACUUGGGAAUUUUCGCGGGUUGUCAAAUGGAGGGUACAUUUCUGCAGGCACAUGAAGCAUAGAUUAUUUUUAUUGAGAUUUAAACCAAAAAGGCCUAAAGACAUAAAAGUUUUGACGGUGGGCAAUGUAAUCCGGUAAUUUACAGACCUAUGAAUGGCAACAUUGCUUUUCACCAAAAAACGGCUUAGGGUUGUCACCUUCGAAUAUAUGACCAAACUGCGCAAGUAAAAGAAGGUAAUGUUUGUACACCAAAGUUAAAUAUAUGCUGUAUUUAAUUUAUUUCGUUAUCCUUUGUUUAGAUUUUACAUCUUUUCUCCCUUUAACGUAUCAAAAAUACAGCAAAAAACACAUUUUCGGCCAUUGAACUAUUGUAACAGAUUUUCUCAAAAGUGACAACUCUAGCAUUUGUAAAAUGCUUAGGCGAGUCUUGUAUGGAAAUGGGCAAAAGCGGGUAGGCAACAUUACCCACCAAAUUUAUUCAAAAGUUUAUACACUUAUCGCUAAGUUAUUAACAGGGAAUGGUAGGAUUGCCCAGAAACUUUUUGCGAUCCUUAGACAAAAUCAUCAUACGAGCUGUAUAUGAGCACCAAAUUGACGUGGGCAAUGUUGGCGAAAACCUCAGGCAAAGGCCCGCCCUCUAAAACACGAAAAAGUGGGUAAAUCACGAUCUAAAAUUGUUUUAUUCAAAUAAACUGAUGCGUUUGAUCACAAUGGAUGCGCUGAGCCAAAAAAAAUCAUAAGAUGUCAUAUACAUCAUUCUAUUGAGAAAUUCGUGUUUUUUUCGAAAAAAGCGGGCAAAGUUAGCUAGUUUCACAGUACACCAUACAAUAAAUAAAUAUUAUAGGACAAUAUUACACAAAUUGACUAAGUCCCACAGUAAGCUCAAUAAUGCUUGUGUUGUGGGUACUCACUACUCAGACAACAAUAUAUACCUAUAAUAAUAUAAAUACUUAAAUACAUAAAAACAUCCCAUGACUCAGGAACAGUAUCCGUGCUCAUCACACAAAUAAAUGCCCUUAUAAGGAUUUGAACCCAAGACCAUUGGCUUCACAGGCAGGGUCACUACCCUACCCACUAGGCCAGACAGGUCGUCAACGCUUAUUUUUACUGCUACUAGUAUUUAGAUAAACCCUACAAAAUUGUUGACGGAUUCUUUAUUCGGAGGUUUGAGUCCUAUUGAGUUGCGCUUAAAAAAUACUCAAUAAACGCCUUGGACUUGGAGGCCCGGAAAUUAUUAACGCGGUCUCGUAAAAACGAGCCGAGUUCUUUAAAUGUAGACUGAAAAAACUCAAGUUCCUACCAACACUAGUUGUACCUGCAAAUCUAGAAAACCAGUUCAAUUUCAAUAAUACUUAAACGUGUUGCGUGACACGUUUUUAAUACGUACCAAAUACGUAAUCUAACGUAGCAACAGCUGGUUAGAAUGGAAUAGACGACACUAGUAUCAACUAUCUUCAUUUGAGUGUUAGCCUUAUACGGGGUUGUCCUUAUUUAUAUAAUCACUAAACAAUCUAUCGUCGUUAAAAAAAUGAAUAUUCGUUAGAAUUUAGUACUAUUUUUCUAGAUGAAAACUGGUUACCAUGUCAUUACGCUUGUUUGUUCAGUCCCGUUUCCAUCUAUUCAAAAGGGGCAGUGACGCAAUAGUUAUUUGUUAUACAAGGGUGCAAAGUUGUAUUUUACCCGCGAGUGUUUCAACACACGAGAAGUAAAAUACAUUUGCGUCCGUGUGUAACACAAAACUUUUCACCUCACUAUAGCGAGGAAAGUGCAACAUCCACAGGCGUUAGAUCAUCAGAAGAGAAAAGUCGGUGAGAAAAGGUUUUAAGUAAAAAAAUUGUUGACAAUGUUGACAUUUCUGAUGUAUGAAAUGUCAACGAUGCGUUUUGGAAUUGCAUCGACUCAACUUGUGCGUUCAGAAUUAUAUUUAACAUCAUUAUAAAAAAACAAACGUUUCUUAUGAAAUUUUAAGGUUUAUGACUUAAAAACAUUAAAUAAAGCUAAAUUUGGUAUUUUUUAUUAGAUUCUCAAACCAUUUAUUUAAUGAUAAUUAAUAUCGAACCAUUAUAAUGAGCGUUUUACGUUUUGUUAUCUGUCAAGCUACUUAAACACGCUCCAUCCAAGGUCAAAUUACUUUCCCCACUAGUGGAUAAAACGC
This is a messenger RNA of Cydia strobilella, 5987 nucleotides long. RefSeq lists its product as uncharacterized. The transcript has 7 exons. Gene Ontology annotation, biological process: double-strand break repair. Gene Ontology annotation, cellular component: site of double-strand break; nucleus. The record is from RefSeq and is a predicted model, not a curated record. NCBI's taxonomy places the organism in Eukaryota, Metazoa, Arthropoda, Insecta, Lepidoptera, Tortricidae. Gene Ontology annotation, molecular function: nucleosome binding; metal ion binding; ubiquitin-protein transferase activity. Bases 2 to 1891 code for a protein of 629 amino acids.